Vombatus ursinus (common wombat) is the source of this 1332-nucleotide messenger RNA. Its product is annotated as junctophilin-2-like. The transcript has 4 exons. Gene Ontology annotation, cellular component: sarcoplasmic reticulum; endoplasmic reticulum membrane; plasma membrane. The record is from RefSeq and is a predicted model, not a curated record. NCBI's taxonomy places the organism in Eukaryota, Metazoa, Chordata, Mammalia, Diprotodontia, Vombatidae. The annotation marks the transcript as partial.
GACAAGUCAUGCCAAGGCCAAGGCGGAUGGAGCAGAGCAGGCCGCAGUGGCGGCCAACAGCGAAUCCAGCAUUGCACGGACCCUGGCCAGGGAGCUGUCUCCGGACUUCUACCAGCCAGGCCCUGAGUACCAGAAACGGAGGUUGCUCCAGGAGAUCAUAGAGAAUGCUGAAAGUGUUAUGGAGAAUGUAGGCCGUGGAGAGGCCCCAGGCAUCCAGGAGCCCCCUCCAGAGAGCCCCCAGCUACAUGAACGGGAGGCCUCCCUCCAAGGGGGUGGCACUCCAGCCCGUACGCCAUCACCCCACCUUGCAGGGACACCCCCUGAGGCUAAGCAGCCUAGGCCUGGAACACAGAAGGAUGGCUUCCUGAGUCCGGGAGAAUGGAACGGGGAGCAGAGCCGAGAAGGCAGCCGUCCAGUAACCCCAUCUGAUGUGGGUCCUGGUGAGAGAAGCAGCAGGAGCCCCACAAGAACCCCUACUGACCACAUGGAGAUCCAGCCCCUGCAGCCACCACCCCCACAGCCCACUAGGGAGCCAGAAGUAGCACUCUACCAGGGGUACCACAGCUAUGCUGUCCGCACGUCGCCCCCUGUCCCACCACCUUUUGAUGAGGAAGAGGCAGAUGGUGCUUCCCCCACUACACCUGUGACCCCCUCAGCCUCUCCAGUGUUGAAGCCAGACAUCCAGCCUAAUGUGGAGGCCCUCCCAAGGGCCACUACACCCCCCAAGCCGGAGCUGAAAGCCAGGGCCCCCAAAACAGAGCCAAAGCAUCCACCCUCUCCCAUCAAGGCAGACACCGCAAGCCACACUAAGCCCACCAGAAAAACAGAGGCCCGAGGUUCAUCCAAGGGUGGGGCCAAAAAGAAGGGACGUCGAGAAGUAGCGGCUGCAGCCUUGGAAGCCGAGACAGAGCUGGAGGAGGCUCCCAACACUGUCCUUAUCUGCAUGGUGAUUCUGCUGAACAUCGGCUUGGCCAUCCUUUUUGUGCAUUUUCUGACCUGAUGUGGCCUUGGCUCAGGAGUUCCCACCCAUGCAAACGUUGGAUCUCUUUGCAACGACUGGAUGCCACCGCAGCUGUGGGGAGAUGCUGAGGGCGAGAUACUGGACCCAGGAACUGGCCGCAGGCUUUCCAGCUCUGGCAGCCCUAUCCCUGAAAGAAAACUGCCCUGUGUUCUGUUUAGCUUCCCUGAUCCCAAUCUGGCUUGGUCCCUCCCGGUCUGGGGUGAGGAAGGGCCCUCCCUCUCUAAGCCCUCUAUGAACCUGAGGGUGGCAUCACCUACAUGAGUGUUUGUGGCUGCACCUGCAUGUAUACCCAGAGAAGGGGACCAGCAAAC